AUGCCAGCUACUCCAAAGGAAGAGGUCCAGGCUUCAGCCCGCCUCAAAGAUCACACCCCUGCUAAACAGGUGAAGGAUCCCCUCGAUGCCAGCCCCUCUGAGUCGAUUAAGACCAAGAAACGCAAGAGGGGAGGUCGAUCUGGGACUAAGAGCCGGAGGACGAGUUCCUCAAUGGAGACCAUCUCCCAGGCGUCGAUUAACUCAAAGACCCCCAAUAAACCACACAAGCGCUCACCCAACAAAGAGCCCAAGAGAGACAACAGUACAACCAAGUCUACCUUGUCACAUGGAAAGCAGCAGCCCGCAUCUCCCGGGCGCACUCAACGAGAACUCUCACCCAAGCUGUCGUCGAAUCAGAAGGCCGCAAAGGAGGACACUGCUUCUACCAAGCCCGGAAACCCAUUGAAGCUCCCAGACCUCCCGUCUUCAGAGUUCAUCGUCCCCGGGGGGUUGGAGUUGAGUCUAUUCAACCACGCUUCCGACGAGAAGGAGACUCCCCACGAGCCAGUCUCUGACCACAUGUCGGAGGAGUACCAUGAAAUCUCCGCUAUGUACACCCCGAUUUCGCUCGCGGUGUUGCAGUACGACCAGCGCAUCCGGAGCCGACAUGGGGGCAAGUGUGAGACCUGGCUGGCGCGUCAGAUGUACCAUGAGCUGAACAAUAUCUCUACUCAAAUUGACCAUAUUAUGGGUAAUAUCAGGAUCAUGCUGGAAAAAGGGAGGGUGAGGGAGAAUUUUGAGGAUGAGGAGUCUGCGUCUUUCAAGGGUGGUCCUGAGAAUCCGUUCGAAUUGAGUGAUGGGGAUGAUAACGCUCUCUUUGUGAGGUCUGAUGAACGCGCUUGCUCUGGUGAGUUGCAUGGCUUGUCUGGGGAUGAAUAG
Molecule: messenger RNA, 879 nt
Organism: Penicillium verrucosum
Lineage: Eukaryota; Fungi; Ascomycota; Eurotiomycetes; Eurotiales; Aspergillaceae
Exons: 2
Coding region: 1-879 (292 amino acids)
Source: RefSeq, a predicted model, not a curated record